AUGAAUUUAUCAUUUGAAGCAGUUCGAAAAAUUGUAUAUCAAGGAUUAAAUGCUAUUGAUUUAAAAUAGAAAAUCGAUUGCAAUUACAUUUUGUAAAUUGUAGAGAACUAUUUUCCAUAAACAACUAAAGAUAAAUUGGAUUAAUUGUUAUCUUUCCGUGUUUCUGAUGGCUUUGCUAAAAUUAAAGCUUUAUUUUUUAGAACUUCAAAUCCAUAUCUUGUUUAAUUAAGAGAAACAGAGCCUUUAACCAAAUAUCCCUUAAUAAAAGUCUCAAGUUUUAGAAUUUUAGGAAGACCUGUUGAAGGAGAUGAUUUUCCAAUAUUAAUUUUAGAAUUUGAAAGACUUUCAAUUCUAGAUAAAAUUAUUGGUUAACCAAUUUCUUUUAAAUCAUAUGUUGCUAAUGGUUACUAAAAUCCUAAUGGAGCUUUAUUUCCAAAUGAUUUUGAUUUGGCUGAAAUUGACGAUUUAUUAUUUUCAAAUCAGAAAUCUUAAUCAAUUCACUUCAAUCAACCUUAAAAUAUAUUACAAUAACCAAAAUUACAAUAAAACAUAUUUUAAUAACCUUUAUAAGAUAUACAAAAUAAAAAUGAAGAUAAAACUAAAAUAGAAGUAACAUUUUUAUAUAAAUUUUAUAGAAUAAAAUUUCAUUAAGUAAAAGUAAAUUUUAAUAACAAAAACAAAUUGAAAUGCCUUAAACUGAAAUUAUUUAAUAUAAAUAGUAGAAAGUGUUAGCCUAAAAACUAUACAAUGAUUAGAACAUGCCAAAUCAAUCAAUAUUUACAACAUAUAAUUAGGAAUAAUUAAAAUAAUUGUAAAAUUAAAAAUAGUAAUAAUAAUAAAGAGUAUAAAUUUAACCACAAUAAUAGCAUUUAUAAUCUAAUUAAUAAUAGCCUAAUCAAAAUAAUAAACCAAAAAAUCAAACAAAUAAUAAAGUUGCUUCACAAAUAGAUGUAAAUAAGCUAGACUAUUUUGUUAGGUUUUCCCAUUAUCUUAAAUAAAUCCCAGUUUUUAAUAACCUUUUCGAGGAAGAGUUGUUAAAGUAAAUGAAAUAAAGAGUUAUACAUCUUAAAAGUAGAAAGACGGUAAAUUAUUUGGAAUUUAAGUCAUUGAUGAAGAAAAUCUCAUAUCAAUGAUGUUUUUUGAUUAAGCUGCUGAAAAAUUUCAUGAUUGUUUAAUAUAAGGAAAAUGUUACAUUUUUUAAGGUGUUACAGUAAAACCAGCAAAAAAUGUAGAAUAAUUGUAAAAGAUAGGAUGUCUUCCAUAUGAUUAUGCUUGUGAUUAAAAUGCAUAAAUAAUUGAAAUCGAUGAUGUAAUGGGGAUUCCUUUAAAUACGUUUAAUUUCGUUAAACUUAACACAAUUAAUUUAUAAAAAGUUGAAGUUUAAUUAGAUGUAGUAGCUGUAAUAAAAUCUACUAGUGGUGUUAAAGAAUUUUAAGCUAGAAAUAAAGAUGAAAAAUCAAUUAGAAUUUAAUUAGUAGUAUAUGAUGAUUCCUUAUAAGAAAUAGAAAUAACACUUUAUGGAAACUUAGCUUAAUAAUACCCUUUUAAAGUAAAAGAAAUUUAUAUGUUCAAAAAUUUAAAGAUAAACGAAUAUUAAGGAAAAAAAAGUUUAAAAAAUAAUUACUUAACAUCAAUUCAUUUUGAUUAAAAUCGAAAGGAAGUAAAAGCAUUAUAAAAGUGGUUAUAAAACUUUGAUGGAAAGUUGAGUGAACCUAUAUCUAAAAUAAAAUUAAUAUCAGAAUUAAUUAAUGAAUCAAAUAAAUGUGAAUAAGAUUAAAAUUUAAAAAUAUACUCAGAUGUUAGAGCUUAAUUAGUAUUAAUAAAAAAUACAGGUACUCUUUACUAUCAAUCUUGUACUAAUUGUUUAAAGAAAGUUACAACUGAUUUAGAUUGUUAUUUUUGUUCAUCUUGUAAUUUGACAAUGAAAGAACCAAAAUAUAGAUAUAUUUUAAAUUGUAAAAUAGCAGAUUCUAGUGGAAAUAUCUGGGUUAGUGUAGGUGAUUAAUAAGCAAAUUAAAUAAUUGAUGUUUCUGCUCAUUUUCUUAAAUAAUUAUUUGAAUAAGGAAAAGAAAAAGAAAAAAAUGAAAUAUUAAAUAAAUCAUCAAACAAAGAAUUCAGAUUUAAAUUAAUUUCAAAAUUAGAAGAAUUCAAUGAUGUAAAGAGAGUAAAACAUUCCGUAUCAUCAAUUAUUCCUAUUUCAAAUUCUGAUACAUAAGAUAUUUUUAAUUAAGUAGAAUUCCUGAUGAAAAAUAUUGGAUGA
Molecule: messenger RNA, 2260 nt
Organism: Paramecium sonneborni
Lineage: Eukaryota; Ciliophora; Oligohymenophorea; Peniculida; Parameciidae
Source: the annotation of a GenBank genome assembly